Molecule: messenger RNA, 1366 nt
Organism: Didymodactylos carnosus
Lineage: Eukaryota; Metazoa; Rotifera; Eurotatoria; Philodinida; Philodinidae
Source: the annotation of a GenBank genome assembly
AUGAGUAUCGGGUUUUAUGCUGUUGCAAUAACAGUCGUCGAUUUUGAGACAUCGGAAAGUAUUCAGCCAUUAUCACGUGUACCUAUUCAAUUUCUACUUCACAUCUGGGAUUCAACGACCAAUCUGUGCAAUACCCCACCACUUUAUCUUGGCGAUGUUUCGCCCGAUGAAUGUAUUUUUGUUGCUCCUGGACAAAAUCUAAGUGUACUCCUGCGAAUUCAAGUUAAAUGUGCAAAUUCAACACUCUCUAACAUUAUUGGAGUUUAUCCUCAAGGUUUUUCGCAAUCAUCCAUUUAUCAGGAUCCGUAUGACAAAACAAUCAACAUAUUUAUGGUGAAUUACUCAGCAAGUGCCAGUCAAGUUGGACAGAAUUUGUUUUGUUUUGCCGGCGUUGAUUCAAUCGGAAAUCAAGCAGACUCGACAUGUCUACGAUUUACUGUCCAAGUGCCAUUAUCGAGUCUGAAUACGUUGUAUUUUAAAAAUGCUACACGCUUUCCAACUGGUACAGUGUCUAAAUAUCAGUCAAAUUGGACGUUAUUAUAUCCGUCUAAUACGACGUACGUACGGCCAACAACGGAGGCACUUAUUCGCUUCAAGUUAUUAUCAACUCAGCAAGAUUAUUUCACGCUAAAUGUUGUAACUCAACCGAGUAAUGUACUCUAUCUAUCUGAUAGACUCCUCAUGUACACCACGACUUUGUUUUUGCCUGGUCAAAAUUAUUGUAUAAUAUUCGAUCCAGGAGUAUUUUUACCAAUUGCAACAUGUUUUAGAGAUUCAAUGGGAAUUACAGACACAUCAUUUUGGACAAUUAAUAUUCCAGCGGAAGCUCCAACAACGCUAAUAACCACAACGACAACAGUAUCUAGUACAACGACAUUAAAAAUUCGAACGGUGAGUAGAACAUGUGGAUUGACUAAAUUGACUCUCAUUUAUUUUCCCUUUGAAGGCUCCAAUAAUGAGAACAAUUUCUUAUAUCGAAUCGACUACUUCAACACUACUAAUCACCACUACUCAACUGACUACGUCUUUUUCAAUGACGACAGAGAGAACUAUCAUGAUCUCCACAUCAUUUCCAGUCAGUGGAAUCAUCAGCUUGUUAAUAGGUAGUCUCGUCUUACUAUUCAUUCUCAGUCUAAUAAUUUUCAAACUUAUCAGUUAUCUCAACUAUUUAUGUAUCCGGUCGGUAAUUAAGACGUUCUUUAAGCAGACUGACAUAGUUGAUGAAAAGGAAGAAGGAAAGACUACCAGUCGUUUGUUAUACGCUCGUCGUAGCAUCGCAGCUGUUGUUCAACACUACCGUUUAGCGACUCGAAACAAUCGAUCCAAGUCAAAAAGAUAUGAAAGGACUGAUAAAGACAGUCCAACA